Messenger RNA from Salmo salar (Atlantic salmon), 2548 nucleotides. RefSeq names its product F-box only protein 9 (gene fbx9). Gene Ontology annotation, cellular component: SCF ubiquitin ligase complex; cytoplasm. Gene Ontology annotation, molecular function: protein binding. The record is from RefSeq and is marked provisional. Gene Ontology annotation, biological process: SCF-dependent proteasomal ubiquitin-dependent protein catabolic process. NCBI's taxonomy places the organism in Eukaryota, Metazoa, Chordata, Actinopteri, Salmoniformes, Salmonidae.
AUUUAACGCAGUGAAGUUGGAGAUUUCCGAGUUCCCAGUCGUUCUGAACGCAGUAUAAGUACUCAGCUGUUCGAGGCAAGUCGUCGAAAUGGCUGCAUUUCUGCGAUCUCUCAAAUUUCCUCGAUGUGUUGUACGUUUUUCUGACCGUGAUCUGUAGACCCUCAUCUGAAAACGUUUACGGACAACAGAAGACCACAAUGGCUGAAAGCAUUAUAAAUUCUCGUGGCAUUGUAGAAGAUCAUGAGGGAGAUAAUGAAGAUACUGAUGACUCAAACCUCCAAGUGGAGCUCAAUGUGUUCAGGGCCCAAUGGAUGUCUGAACUGAAGCCCAACUCUGGGUCCAAUGGGGGGAACAGAGGACUGUCGUCAAGAGCUGCAGACCUGAGAAGAAAACAGGAAUUGGCCCGGGAGGAAAAAGCCAGAGAGUUGUUCCUUAAAGCUGUCGAGGAAGAAGAAAAUGGAGCUGUUUAUGAAGCAAUUAAGUACUAUCGCAGGGCAAUGCAGAUUGUGCCUGACAUUGAGUUUAAAAUCAACUACAGUCGAUCUCCUGAUCCAGAUGGUGGCAAUGAGAAUGACAUGGAUGGUGAAAUAGAGGAUCUACUGGCCUACUUCCAUCAGCAGCUCACUCUGCAAGACAACUCUCUGAAGAUAUGUGUUCCUGAGAUGGAGAUGACUCAGAUGCACAUCUCAGCCCUGCCUCCAGAGGUCUUGAUAUACAUAUUCCGUUGGGUUGUGUCUAGUGAUCUGGACCUGCGUGCCCUGGAGCAGCUCUCCCUAGUCUGUAGAGGCUUCUACAUUUGUGCUAGGGACCCAGAAAUUUGGCGUUCGGCCUGUCUAAGAGUGUGGGGCCGGAGCUGUACCAAACUGGUACCCUUCAACUCCUGGAGGGACAUGUUUCUUGAGAGGCCACGUGUGCGCUUUGAUGGUGUUUACAUCAGCAAAACAGCAUACAUCCGUCAGGGAGAGGAGUCCCUUGAUGGAUUCUACAGGGCUUGGCACCAGGUGGAGUAUUACAGAUAUCUGCGUUUCUUCCCUGAUGGCCAAGUCAUGAUGCUGACCACGCCUGAAGACCCACUGGUCACCGUUCCUCGUCUGCGUAGCAGGAACACCAGGGUGGAGUCCAUUAUGUGUGGUCAUUACCGUCUGUCGCAGGACACAGACAAUCAAACCAAAGUCUUUGUUGUUGUCUCCAAGAGAAAAGAAGAGGUGAGUGAGAGAAGUUACAGCAUUGGACUGGGAUUAAUUGAUGUGGGAAGGUAUUUGCAUAUUUAGUUUUCCUGUUAUUUAUUUGUUUACCCCUUUUUCUCCCCAAUUUCGUGGUAUCCAAUUGAAAGUUAGUUUUUUCCCAUCGCUGCAACUCCCAUACGGACUCGGGAGAGGCGAAGGUUGAGAGCCGUGUGUCCUCCAAAACACAACCCAGCUUAACCAGGAAGCCAGCCGCACCAAUGUGUUGCAGGAAACACCGUACACCUGGCAACCGUGUCAGCAUGUAUUGCGCCCGGCCUGCCACAGGAGUCGCAAUGGGACAAGAACAUCUCUGCGGGCCAAACCCUCCUCUAACCCGGACGACGCUGGGCCAAUUGUGCGCCGCUCCAUGGGUCUUCCGGUCGCGGCCGGCUGCGACAGAGCCUGGACUCGAACCAGGAACUCUAGUGGCACUGCUAGCGAUGCAGUGCCUUAGACCACUGCGCCACUCGGGAGGCCCGUUAGUUUUCCUGUUAUACCUUAAACCCAACAAGGUAGUCAGUUUCCUUACCUAUGAACUGGUUCAGUGCAGGACACAGGAUAGGAUAAAAUACUUUUUGGACUCAUGUCAUUGUUCACAGAUGAUUGAAGAGUGCUUUGGCUGUCCAGUUCUGACUGUCCAGAUCCCUGUGUGCGUGUUCUCUCUUGACAGAAGGUGUCAGAGUACCAGAGAAACUCUCGGUUUUGCCGGCGGAACCCAGCGGCACCCGAGACGGAGCACAGCUUUCACGUGGGACUGCAGCUGUCGUCUGGUGGGCGCCAGAGCUUAAACAAGCUGAAUUGGAUUCACCAUUCCUGCCACAUCAACUACAGAUCCACUGGAGAAACUGUUGUCACUGCCUUCGACUUGGACCAGAUGUAUGCAUCUUUCUUCUUUGCACGUGUGAAAAGCUACACAGCAUUUUCUGAACGCCCACUGUAGGGAAGCCUAGAGAGAAGAGAUAAACGUCACCACCCAAAAGUUUACACAACACUUAAGACUAAAUGCAUAUUUCUCUGCCUGUUGGCUAUGGGCUGAACUAUGAUUUUUAAUGAAUGUAUACCAAUCAACCUGCAUCUGAUUCUAAACUUAGUGUGUGUGCCACAUAGCCAUUAUGUCUAUGGCUGUCACAGAAAACAAAAAUUAUUCUACUGAUUCUUCUUUUGAAGACUGGAUAGUUGUCCAGUAUGAUGACAUAAAAUGUCAUAAUAGAUUUUUCACCCAUUUCCAACAAUUAAUAUUUUGACAUUGUUUUUGUUAAUUCUCUAGUAUUAUAUUUUCUCCCAUAUGGUAAAUCAACUGGAAUAAACAAAAGUGGGAACUG